Molecule: messenger RNA, 1497 nt
Organism: Fibroporia radiculosa
Lineage: Eukaryota; Fungi; Basidiomycota; Agaricomycetes; Polyporales; Fibroporiaceae
Exons: 7
Coding region: 1-1497 (498 amino acids)
Biological process (GO): protein palmitoylation
Cellular component (GO): Golgi membrane
Molecular function (GO): protein binding; palmitoyltransferase activity
Source: RefSeq, a predicted model, not a curated record
AUGGACGAGCACACAUCCCUCGCAGGCUCCAAGGCUGAGCCGUCUGCAACAGCCGUGACCCCUGCCUCCGUGUCGGGCACGCACACCACGUUCUCGCAACUGCCCCAUGGCCAGACCAUGCAGGAGCCGGAGGCGAGCACCGCCAAUAUAUUCCUUGCAGCCCAGCGCGGCGAUGUCAACACCAUCCGCGAGCUCAUAGAGUCUGGCAACGCCAAAGCGACCGACAGGGACGAGCAGAACAUCACGCCGCUCCACUGGGCGGCGAUCAAUGCGCAAGUCGCAGCGUGUAGGUACCUGCUGGAGCAGGGCGCGGAGGUCGAUGCGCUCGGUGGGGACCUCGUCGCGACGCCCAUGCAGUGGGCCGCGCGCAACGGGUACCUCUACGUUAUUCAGCUGCUCAUCGCCCACAAUGCGGAUCCUACCAUAACCGAUGCGCAGGGCUACAAUACUCUGCACCUCGUUACCCACUCGUCGUCUGUGAUGCCGCUCCUCUACCUUCUGCACCAGCCGAUCAACGUCGAUUCGCGCGACUCGCAGGGGCACACGUCGCUCAUGUGGGCUGCGUAUCAGGGCGACGCCCUAUCGGUGGACCUCCUCCUCAAGAACGGGGCGAAUGCGAAUACGGUCGAUGACGCUGGACUGACGCCGCUCCACUGGGCGGUUGUCAGGGGCAACCGCGUUUGCAUUCGUCGACUUAUUGAGAGUGGCGCAGAUAUUAACGCGAAAGAUGGAGAGGGAAGAACUGCGCGGGACAUGGCCAUUGAAUUGAAGAGCCUUGGUGCGUGGAAGCGUGCGCUGGAGGAGGGCGGAAUGAACGAAGACGGCUCCAAGAAGAGGAAGCCGCUCAGUGAUGUGCGUGGUGCAUCAUCAUAUUCGUGGACUAUCCCAGAUGACCGUCCGUCUUCAGAGAAAUACCAAGAUUGCCAUUUUCAUGCUCCCCACGAUCUCAUUUUUCCUCAUGUUUACGACCCUAACGAUUCUCCCAUGGUACACCGGAAUAAUCCUGUCGAUGGCCGUAUUCUUCGGAAUGCAUCAUAUAAAUCUAAUUAUACCGAUAGUGUUGCACAAAGCCCAUACUUUGCCGGUAUCAUCUUCGCCUCCAUGAUGUGGGUUGGAUACAGCUGGCUCACUCGCCUAGUCAACCAGACGCAGUCGCACGCAUUCACCCACCUAGUGUUUGCUAUAAACAUGGGUUUAUGCGCAUACAAUUUCUUCCGUGCAAUCAGUUUAGAUCCGGGAGUUUGCCCCAAACCAUCGAGCGAUGCGGAGCUCAAGUCGGUAAGUCGUCGAAGAGCUAGCGUCGGAGGGCCGUCUGAAUGGCCAGACGUUCUGCAUACAAUGCAUGGUGAGGGCAAUCGCGGGCUGUAUUGUAAUGCACCUGACGAUGAUUUUGCAAGGCUCGCAAGCCGCUCCGAUCAAAACACUGCCGUACCUGUGACCGUUGUGUGGCCCGCCACGAUCACCACUGCCCUUGGGUUUGGAAUUGCGUCGGAGUAA